Molecule: messenger RNA, 2300 nt
Organism: Exophiala xenobiotica
Lineage: Eukaryota; Fungi; Ascomycota; Eurotiomycetes; Chaetothyriales; Herpotrichiellaceae
Exons: 2
Coding region: 35-2167 (710 amino acids)
Source: RefSeq, a predicted model, not a curated record
AGGAGACCACCAAGCUCAGAAGUCUCUCCGAAAUAUGGAGCAUACAGUAUUGAGACAGAGGGAUCGCUUCCAACUCAGCUACGAACUCCCUCAUCAAGUCCACACCUCGCAUGUCUACCCUCGACAAUCAUCUAACGGUUCCACCGUCAUAAUCUACGGACAUGAGGAAGGGCUACGCAUUGUUUGGUUUGCUGGCAAGGCUUUCAAGCCAGCUACGAAGGCAGUUGCGGCUCCCAAGGUCAACGGAACGGCCAAGGGAGAUGCUAUCGUAAUUGACCUAGACGACGAUGACGAUGAACAACCGACAAAAGGACCACCCACGGGUCCAGCAGAAUUCCAAGAAGAAGAUGAGGAAAUUGACCCUACGGCGCCAUACAGGGAUGUCAUCCGGUACAUCGACAUACCACUGGGCACUGCAGCCAUGCGCAUUGCAGUUCCGCAUAUUGUGAAGGAUCUUGAACAGGCUCCUCCUGAAUCAUGGCCGUCACUAUACCUCCAUCGCAUUGUGGUCGCUGUGGCUUGCGCAGAUCUGAGUAUCCGACUCGUUUCUGCUUCCCUCGAUCCUCCGACACCGGAGGUCCAAGAUGUGUCAAGGCUGGAUGUUCAAACAAUCAAGAUCUUCGGACCUAGUUCUCAUCAGGACUACAUCUCGGAUAUCGCGAUUACACAUACAACAGGUAUUUUAGACGACGAUCAAGAGGACAAUAAGCAACAGCAAGCGAGCAAUGCUCCGUCUAAACAGAAAUCACCCACCGAUGCGCGACAGUGGUCCCUUCUCAUAGCUACAAUCUCGUGCACAGGUGCAGGAUUGUUGCUGAUACAUCAGAUACCAAUUCAGGGGAACUCGAUCUCUCCAGCACCCGAGCAUUUUCUGCCCAUCAGACGACACUAUCUACGGUCCUCGGCCAUCAGUGCGAGACUGUCUUUCAACACAUGUCCUUACCCUGCGGUCCGUCAUUCGAACCUGCUCAUCACGCUGCCUUCGGCUUCUUGUGUCAAACUGUACCAAGUGUUUCCCACACAUUCUCGCGAGCGGAGAGGCUCCACGGGCACUGCUGAUUCGGCCUCUACAACGCGUCCUACGAGAACCUCUGGGAGCUCGCGUGGGAAAUUCCUCAUGAGCUUUCUACCAUCUUUUGUACAAGAGGUCAGCACUGUUAGCCCAAGAAGAAAAGGCGUGCUCGAUGCACGUUGGUUGGCUGGGGGUCGUGCCGUCAUCGCGCUCCUUGAAGACGGCGAAUGGGGUAUUUGGGACCUCGAAGCAGUUGGGCCAACGUCGUCGGCGUCCAGCUCAGGGGCGAAUCUUAUCCGGGGACAAGCCAACAUCGCUGGAAUACAUGGUGGAUCUUUGACGAAGUUUGCAGUCCGAUGCACAAUCUCGCCGUCGGUCGAAGCCAGACAGAAAACAUCUGGUGCAGAAGCUCAACCAUCCUCUGGCAGUCUGGCACCAAUGACCCCCUCGACACGCAAAGUGCGGUCGGAAGGGCUCUUCAACGGAGACAUACGACAAGCUUGUGCGGCCAGAUCUCAGACCCAGUACGGAAGCAUCCAUAUCGAGGAUAGGGCUUCCGGUCGACCUCAAGAAGAAUGCGCCGUCAUCAGCUACGGGGACGAGAACGUAUACGUUUCAUCUCUUUAUUCGUUUUGGAAGUCUGACAUCAAACCAACUCGGCUGCCAGCGGUGAAACUAGGAGGUCAAACCCAACGAUGCUUCAGCUUAUUCCCAACAUCCAACAACGACAGCAAUUCUUCUUCGACUCUGUUUGGCAUGUCUACCUCGACUCCCGAAUUCCUCAUCCAGACCGACCAUCGCCUGAUUCUCUCCGUCAAUCCUCUAACAGAAGCGCCCUCCACAACCAACUCAGCAGCCGAGACUACCUUUUCACUCGGUCCAGAAGCGUCUGACCAAGCUCUUUUGGCCUCGGGAGAACUUGAUGUCGACGGCAUGGAGCGUAUCCUUGAGGAGAUGGGUGGCAGUGAGGGUCCUACUGUGUCCAAACCAAAACCAAUGAACAUCUUCACAAAAAGUGUGGGCUUUCAGCUCGACGACGACGAAGAUGUCGACAUGGCCUCGCCCACGCCAGCCAAGUACUCCCCACUGAAGCCUCGGAAUUCACCUAUGCUUGGAGCCGCAACCCAAGGUUCACAGAGGAGGAUAUUCAGUUAAGCCAUGCUUAUCCUUCCCGAUUGGCCUUCCAGAGCCCGCUGUCCCUGCUGGCGGCCACCACCAGCGUUCAUGUACGAUACCCGAGGUCUUGAUUUUUGUUAACCGCAAAAGAAAACCCAGGCGAGAAGUCCAG